Messenger RNA from Chondrus crispus (carragheen), 630 nucleotides. RefSeq lists its product as hypothetical. The record is from RefSeq and is a predicted model, not a curated record. The coding region runs from base 1 to 540 and encodes 179 amino acids. The transcript has 2 exons. Lineage: Eukaryota; Rhodophyta; Florideophyceae; Gigartinales; Gigartinaceae.
AUGCCGCACACAACUAACCUAAUCGCUGUGUACACUUCCCCGCAACACUCGCACGCGUUCCCGUUCCUCUUGACGUCUGUGCACCAGGUUGAUUGCCUCGUCCGUUUCGAUGAUGGCACGUUCGGCGUGAUAGACUUCAAGACCUCUCAAGCGGCGAAGUCCUCCUUAACCUACUCGCGGCAGCUGCACGCGUACGCGCUGGCCAUCGAGAACCCGUCGACUCAGUCGGAACUACUACAAGGCACCGUAAGCGACAUGGGCCUUGUGGUGUAUACGCUUAAGGACUUCCAUACUCCGGCGACCGAGAACGGCGACAUCUCCGCGGCAUUGACCGGCGAUCUGACGUACGUGCAAGUACCCAGGGAUGACAAAGCGUUUGAGGGAUUCCUUAGUGAAGUCCUCGACGUGCUCAUAUUGCCAGAGGCGCCGCCGCCACCGCCACCGCUACUGAAGCGCAAGUGGGGGGCAUCGUUUUCGUCAUGCCCCUACUGCCAGUUUUUGCACGAUGCCAAGAUGAGGGGGCUCAUACAUGAGCAUUGAUGCUGUCGUAUUGCGCGCGAAGGAAGUAUCCGUUGAUGGCAGUAGCGAACACAUGUAAAAAAGCGGAGACAGAUCAAACAUUGCAAGCCU